AUGACCCCCGAGAAAACGGAAGCCGUCUUUUUCCAUGACGGCUCCGCCGGGGUCCCUCCUCAGGCCUCCAUCCUGGUGGACGAUACUCGAGUCCAGGUGGAGAAGGGCCGUGGGGGCUUCUCGUUCCACAUGACGCAAGUGCUCACCGGGCAUGCUUGCUUCGGGGAGCACCUACACGAAAGGACUGGACGGGAAGCCACUACAAGGUGCCAUCACUGUCCAAAGCCAAAGGACACGGCGCAACACACGCUGGAGUUUUGCCCAGCGUGGGCUGACGAGCGCCGUGCCCUCGUGGCAGUAGUGAGGGGCGACCUUUCCCUUCCCACAGUGGUCGAGCGAAUUUUAGAGAGCCCAGAAAAGUGGGACGCACUCGCCUCUUUCUGCAGCAAUGUAAUUGCGGCUGAAAAAGGCGGCUGA
Solenopsis invicta (red fire ant) is the source of this 417-nucleotide messenger RNA. RefSeq lists its product as uncharacterized. The transcript is spliced from 2 exons. The coding region runs from base 1 to 417 and encodes 138 amino acids. Lineage: Eukaryota; Metazoa; Arthropoda; Insecta; Hymenoptera; Formicidae. The record is from RefSeq and is a predicted model, not a curated record.